Messenger RNA from Columba livia (rock pigeon), 5879 nucleotides. Its product is annotated as cytochrome P450 26B1. The record is from RefSeq and is a predicted model, not a curated record. Lineage: Eukaryota; Metazoa; Chordata; Aves; Columbiformes; Columbidae. The coding region runs from base 1098 to 2633 and encodes 511 amino acids. The transcript has 9 exons. Gene Ontology annotation, molecular function: monooxygenase activity; heme binding; iron ion binding. Gene Ontology annotation, biological process: sterol metabolic process.
AAAAAGGAAGGAAAAGCACCCUGUGGGCGGGGACCACCCCAGCUUUCACGCUAUAAAAUGCUGCAGGUUUCCCUGGCGCGGGGAACGGGCCGGGGGACCCGCAGCGUCGGGGCGGCCGAAGUCAACUUGGGCUUCCACGUUGGGGCCGAAGGUUCGGACGGCGGCGGCGGCAGAGAAGAAGAAGAAGGAGGAGGAGGAGGAUGAGGCCGAGGAGCGGGCGGCGGGCCAGGGCUCGCACGCUCCGCCGGGCUGGACCCGCCUCCCCCGGAGCCCUCUGAAGUGAGAGGAUCCAGAGGGGCUGUGCCCAGCAGCCCUGCCUCCCUCUCCAACAGAACAAUCUGGUGAAAAACCGGGGGCUAACAAAUCACCGGCAUAGAGAUAUAUAUUUAUAGAGAUAUAUUUAUAUAUAUAUAUAGACAGAGAUAUAACCUGAUCCGUCUCGCUCCGUGUGUAUAGAUACAUAUAUAUAUAGCUAUUUAAUUCUUCCAUCUCUCCAGGUCGUGGCUGAAUUAUUUGAUGAUUUUUUAAACAUUUUUUUUCCAAAAUCUCACUCCUUUUUUAUUUUUCCUUUAUUUUCUUUUUCCACCUUCUGCUGCGUGUGGCGUUGCCUGGAAAGCGCAGCAGAGCCGCAGCAUCUGCAUUGGGACUUUUUGGGGGUCUUUAUUUUUUUUUUUCACUCCGGGAUUUUUAUUGGUUUUUCGCGCGUUUUUGGCUGCCCAUUUUCCCUCCCCCCUUUUCUUUUUGGGGUCUGCCUUGGUUGUCUUUUUUCCCCUCUUUUGCAUCGUGUUAUUUAUUAUUUUAAUCAAGUUUAUUCCAAACAAGAGCAAAGUUUUCAAAGCGGGGCAGAGGACAAACUGCUUUUUGCCCCCUUUUUUUUCCUCCCUUUUUUCUUUUUCCCCGUUGUUUUUCUAACCUGCCAGCGGAGAGGGGGGCGAGCCCGGCCCCCCCAAACCCACCCCCCAAGGACCCCCCAGGCAGCCUUUAGCGUACGCUCCGCAAUCGCCUCUCUCCGUGCGUGCGUGUGUGUGGGUGCGAGUGGUGGUGCCUGUCAAAGGGCUGUUUCUCUCCCCACCCUCCUCCUCCUCCUUCUUCCAAAUAUGCUUUUUGCAAGUUUUGAUCUCGUCUCGGCACUGGCUACCCUCGCCGCGUGCCUGGUGUCACUGACUUUGCUGCUGGCCGUGUCCCAACAGCUGUGGCAGCUCCGCUGGGCUGCCACCCGCGACAAAACCUGCAAGCUACCAAUCCCUAAAGGCUCCAUGGGAUUCCCUUUAAUCGGAGAAACCUUCCACUGGCUCCUGCAGGGCUCCUGCUUCCAAUCUUCGCGGCGGGAGAAGUACGGGAACGUUUUCAAGACGCAUUUGCUGGGGCGGCCGCUGGUGCGGGUGACGGGGGCGGAAAACGUGCGGAAGAUCUUGAUGGGCGAGCAUCACCUGGUGAGCACCGAGUGGCCCCGCAGCACCCGCAUGUUGCUGGGGCCCAACACCGUGGCCAACUCCAUCGGCGACAUCCACCGCCACAAGAGGAAGGUUUUCUCCAAAAUCUUUAGCCAUGAGGCACUGGAGAGUUAUCUCCCCAAGAUCCAGCUGGUGAUCAAAGACACCCUUCGGGCCUGGAGCAGCAACCCUGAGUCCAUCAACGUCUACCAUGAGGCCCAGAAGCUCACCUUCCGCAUGGCCAUCCGUGUCCUGCUGGGCUUCCGCAUCCCUGACGAGGAGCUCAGCCGCCUCUUCGAGGUCUACCAGCAGUUCGUGGAGAAUGUCUUCUCCUUGCCUGUGGAUCUGCCAUUCAGUGGCUACAGGAGGGGCAUCCGGGCACGCGAGACACUGCAGAAGGGGCUGGAGAAAGCCAUCCAGGAGAAACUGCAGAACACGCAGGGCAAGGACUAUGCUGACGCGCUGGACAUCCUGAUAGAGAGCGGUAAAGAGCACGGGAAGGAGCUCACCAUGCAGGAGCUGAAGGAUGGCACCCUGGAGCUCAUCUUUGCUGCCUAUGCCACCACGGCCAGUGCCAGCACCUCUCUGAUCAUGCAGCUCCUCAAACACCCCCGCGUCCUGGAGAAGCUGCGGGAGGAGCUGCGCAGCAAAGGCAUCCUCCACAACGGCUGCAUCUGUGAGGGCUCCCUCCGGCUUGACAACAUCAGCAGCCUGCACUACCUGGACUGUGUCAUCAAGGAGGUGCUUCGCCUCUUCACCCCCAUCUCCGGGGGGUACCGGACAGUGCUGCAAACCUUCGAGCUGGAUGGUUUCCAAAUCCCCAAAGGCUGGAGCGUGAUGUACAGCAUCAGGGACACCCAUGACACUGCCCCUGUCUUCAAGGACGUGGACGUCUUUGACCCCGACCGCUUUGGGCAAGGGCGAAGCGAAGACAAGGACGGCAGGUUCCACUACCUCCCCUUUGGAGGAGGCGUACGGACCUGUCUGGGCAAGCACCUGGCCAAGCUCUUCCUCAAGGCACUGGCCAUCGAGUUGGCCAGCACUAGCCGCUUCGAGCUGGCCACCAGGACUUUCCCCAAAAUCACCCUGGUGCCCGUGGUCCACCCGGUAGAUGGACUCAAGGUCAAAUUUUUUGGACUGGAUUCCAACCAGAAUGAGAUUCUGACGGGGACAGAUGCCAUGCUGGGGGCGACGGUGUAGAGCCCAUGCUGGUGGCACCAGGGACGGGCGGCUGGGGGAUGGAGGGGUGGGGUGGGGGCAAGGGGACGAACGGAAGGGGAGGAGAGAAGGGCGAGACGUUUCUCCACGACGCUCGCUUCACAGAGCCUCCGGGUCGGGACUGCUUUCUCCACUGCUGAAGCUGCCAAAACCAUUUUGCUCUUCCCAAGGGGGCACGGAGAAGGUUGGGGUGUCAUCGAGCAUCUCGUUUGGUUCGGAAGAAGGAAGAGUCGCAAAACCCGAGUAGAGCUGGGAUGUCUGACCAUACACAGUAUCUAAAUAUUAUAAAUAUAUAUAUAUAUAUAUAAAUAUCUAUAAAACACUUCUGCUGCCAGGAGGAGCACUGCAAAGGCCCGACUGCGGGAAAGGUUUUGGAAAUCAGUUGGCGAUCAGAGGUCUGGUGUCCCGGGGUGGCUCUCGGGUGGCCUCUGAUCUUCUUUUUUUUAACAGUGUUAAAUUAGAUGGUGAUAACAGUGUUUUGUUUUGAUUUUUUUUGUUGUUUUCCAUUUGCUUGUGUUUUGUUUCGGGGCGUCGGAGGCUUUCCUUCGCCAGGGGGAGACAAGGGACGCCCGUUCCUGGCCCCUCUCCCGCUGGCGCAGGGGUAGCUGGGGAAGGGGGAGCUGCCAUUUCAUCUUUGCUGCGGGACCCAAAAACCCUGUGGUGUCUUGUCCGGGGCCAAUUGCAUGGUGAGCCAUCCCGCUUAGGUCUCGGACAACUGCAUAUUAGCAUUUUGCAAAAUGCAUUUGGGGCUCUGUGGGAGGUGGGGGGGUGUCCUUUUAUUCUCCUCGUUGAGUUUCCUACUGCUGCUACACGGCCUGUGUGCAUCCAUUCCCCUCACCCCGCGGCCCCUCACCAGCCCCUUCCCUGUGCAGAGGCACCAUUUUGGGGGCAUUCUGGUGCCUUUGCUCUCCCUCAAGGUGCUGGCACCAGCCUCCCAACCGCAUGGCCCCACCGACCCACCACGGCUCUGCGAGCACCAGGGCGCUGCGCAAAGCCCCCCCGGCUCAGAGCUGCUUAUUUCAGUGCGUCCUCUUCCAUGGGAGGCAUUUGCAUUAAAGGUGAUCUCCAUAAAUAAGCCAACACAUGCAUUGUUUGUCUCGUGUUUGGGUUUUCUUUGGCGAUGGGAGAGCUCGGCAGGAAGGAGAGUGAGUGGCAAGUUGUCCGCCCUGUCCCACCAUUAAGCUGCUCAAAGCUCCUCCGGCAUAAGCAAGCGGCCACCAAGGUAUCUUGCAUUUGAUUUGCUGGGUGGGUUGGUUUGAUUUGAUUUGAUUUUUUUGGAUGCAAGAGGUUUCUGGGUUGAGUGUGAAUGGGUGGGUUAUGUUGAAAGCAGGCAUAGCCUUGCACGUGGGUGCAGAGCAAAAGCUCCCUGGGUGUUUGGUUCAGACCAGAGCCAAGCACCAGGCUGGGGGAUCCCUCUCUGACUUGAGGCAUCUCUACCCAGCCUCUCCUCUCCCACCUCCUGCCCUCCAAGGUGCAAAGAACUACACAAGGACCAUGGGUGAGACCUCUUCUAACCAUGACGGGCAAAGACCUUGUUCUUGGGUGGGCAGCUUGGCUCUCAGCUUUAAAGGUGUCCAGAUAAGUCAAGAGGGGUUGCAAUGAGAAAGGCAAAGGGGCAGAUGUGGCUUGCCCGGUUGCUUUGCAGGUCGUGCUUUUGACGAGUUGGUGCCUCUUUGGAAGGUCGAAGGAAGUGUGGAGCGAGCGAUGGUGAGUGCUGCCUUUGCCAGCCCGUCGUCUGGUGGGGGCAAGGAGGAGGGGGGCAGUAUUUUUAGCCAGGGGAAGCACUUGAGGUCGAAUUGCCGUCAGCCAAGCUGCCAGAAAACCCUUCAGGAGCAUCCAGGCGCAUGGUCUCCACUCACGCCAAGGUUCACAGCUUGAUUUUCAGGUUGAUUUAACCUGAAAUAAAACUCCCAGUCUUCUAGGACAUGCCAUUCAGACCCAGACUUUGCCUUCUAGUUGGUAAACACGGUGCCAAAUCCAAAAGCAAGGUCUUGGGAGCCUCUGGAUAUGUGCACCAUGUCCCUGAAGAAGACGCUCAGCUAGUUUGCCAGCCUGGAAAUUUUGAGUGAAACAUCUCAAGCUCAGGUGCUGUUGGGUUUUCAGGUAUUUUCCUUGUCCUUGAUAGAGAGAAAAAUUUCUCAGUGAUAAAAGGAGCUUGAUCACAAUCAAAACCCCAAAGGGCAAAGAAACAAAGGAGAACAUAAACCUGAACGUGGUGGGAAGGGGUGAGUCUCCCAGGGGCGAACAUCUGGGGAAAGGUAAGCGGCAUGUGAGGGUGUCCAUGGUCUUUGUGGAUGAUGAGCCCUUCAGGACGUGGAGAUAGGGGUAGAAGGUGGGUGGUCAGCAGUGGGGAGCUGCAGGGUGGAAACCCAUCACAGACCCACCACCGGGUGCUCUCCAGGAGCCCCCGUUUCCAUCUGAGACCUGUCAGGGGAAUAAAACUGUGUUUGGAGGAGAGGAGGCUGGAAAGGGGAAAGAACAAGAAGUUUGGAAGGUCUGGUUAAAGCUUCUCUUGGACUUCAUUUUAGCUUCCAAUGUCAUUACACAGUGAAAACCAAAUGUGCUUUUGAGUGAGUGGCUGAUUGGGGAGUGGUAAUGUAAGAUGCAUACAUCCACUAUAUAUAUAUGUGCUUACAUCGUGUAUAUGUAAUGUUUGUGUGUGUGAGUAUUUAAUCUAGGCAUAAGUAAGUCAUGCUUUUGUUUUUUCAUUCCUAACGAAUAUAACUUGACUAAACAAGUUGCUGCAGUGGGUUUGCAGAAUAAAGCACUUUGAAUCUCAGAAUUUUUGUUUUUCCUUAGCACAGUCCAAUUUGCUAUAUUAUUUUAUACACAAAUUUUUUUUUUUUGGUCUGUCUUUAUAAACUGUUAUAAGUAUUUUUGUUAUAAUUCAAAAUAGAUAUUUAGUAUAAAGUUUUGUUGUUAAAUAUUUGUUAUUUAGUAAAAUAUGUUUUUUUCCCCUCUAUUGUAAACAUUGUCUGGAAAAAUAUUAAUAUGUUUUAUCACAGUUGUUUUUAAUAUUAAAAAAAAAGGAAAAAGCACUUGUGGGGUUUUUCGUUAUGAAAUUGGUGCCGUGUGAACAUAUGUUUCAGUCAUGUGGGUUUUAAUAUGUAUAUAAUAUUAUGUGUCGCAUAUUAAAAUGAAUGUUGUGUAUUUUGUGAUCUUAAAAAAAAAAAUAAUCCAUGUGGCUAUUUUAUAGACUUCCAUAAUAAAAAGAGUUGAAUCUCCAAA